Chlamydomonas reinhardtii is the source of this 12054-nucleotide messenger RNA. RefSeq lists its product as uncharacterized. Gene Ontology annotation, biological process: negative regulation of transcription by RNA polymerase II; chromatin remodeling. Bases 330 to 11312 code for a protein of 3660 amino acids. Lineage: Eukaryota; Viridiplantae; Chlorophyta; Chlorophyceae; Chlamydomonadales; Chlamydomonadaceae. The transcript has 27 exons. The record is from RefSeq and is a predicted model, not a curated record. Gene Ontology annotation, molecular function: ATP-dependent chromatin remodeler activity; chromatin binding; zinc ion binding. Gene Ontology annotation, cellular component: nucleus; chromatin.
AUUUUAGCGGAGGUUGACGCGACGAAAGGCCGCAAGGGGCGCCAAGAAUCCGGCCCAUGCAGCCAAUGCACGGCGAGGGCGCAGUUCGGUUCAGACUGUCAACGCGGGCGUAGCAAUACGGCGCUCGCACGGGCUGACUGCUUCACAUUGCGCAUGUUUCUGUGACCCGACAUUGACGCCUGCAGUCGAGCUUACAAUUAAUACUGCAUAGCCGGGCCUUGGCGCUCUCUAGGCCUUGCCUCAACUGACACACCAGCUGGUUAGCAUAGUGGAAUGGAGCCGAGCUCGGUUGCAGUCGCUUGAGCGUGGUCUUCCAGUGCUUGGCCAAAAUGUCGGCCGCUCCGCAUGUCGAGGGCGAUGAGGAGAUGCAUGAGAAUGACGCGCUAGAGGCGCUGGGCGCAUUGGCAAGCGUGGCGGUGGCCAGCCGGGAAGCUCACCUCCGCGAGGGCGGGGCGACCCAAGGUCCGGCACACAUUGUCGCUAUCGACGCCAGCCGCAUCCGGUCCGCACCGCGGUCUGAGAUUCAGAAAUGGGUGCAGUGCCAGAAGUGCUCAAAGUGGCGCAAGGUGCCAUUUCACCUUAAGGACGAUGAUAUACCCGAGGACUGGCACUGCGCACAAAACAUAUGGGACCCUCGGCAUUCGUCGUGCGGCGCGCCGCAAGCGCUGUCGAGCGAAGAGGUUGAGGAGGUCCUCGCGCAGCAGCAUCACGAGCUGCUCCAGCAGCAACACCAACACGACGCACAAUACGAGGAGGCUGCCGCGCCCGAGCCCGCGUACGAUGAGCCCGGAUAUGACGAGGCGGACUGGGAUGAGGACUACGACGAUGACGACAUGGGUGAUGACGACGACGACGGCCGCCGCCGCAAGUUCGGCCGCGGCAAGCUCAAGCGCGCUGGCUCGGAUGCCCUGCCGGGCAUGCCCAGCCCCGGCCGCCGCGGUGGCCGUGGCGGCCGCGUGGGCGGGCGCGGCGGCCGCGGCCUGGCGCCGCGCGGCGGGCGCGGCAGCCGCGGUGGGCGUGGCGCCAGCCGCGGCGGCCGCGGUGGGCGUGGCAGUGCCGCCGCCAUGGCUCGCAGCCGCUCCGGCGGCCGCGCCUUUGGGCGCGGCGUGCGCGGCAUGAGCGAAGCGGCUGAAGCUCUGCUGGGCAUGGGCGGAGCCGACGACAUGUACGGCGACGGCGACGGCAUGGGCGGCGGCGGCGGCGGGGGCGGCAUGAUGAUGGUGGACCCCAUGACGGGCGUGGAGACGGCGGUGGUGCUGCAGCGGCCCGAGUUUCCCUACCCGCGCGACACGCUGCGCCCCGGGCGGGUGGUGUGGGCCAAGGUGGAGGGGCACGACUGGUGGCCCGCCAAGAUCGUGCGCCGCCGCGCCGUGCCGCGCGAGGUGGGUCCCCCGCCCGGUGGCCACGCCAGCGUGCUGCUGUACAUCCCUGUGGUGUUCUUCACCACCAAGGGCAUCCCAGGCGAGGUGGAGGAGCGCCUGGACACGGCGGCCGGCAUCGUGGCGGCCAGCAUGCGCGCGCUGGGCAUGGCAGGCGCGGGUGGCGAGGAGGAGCCGGCGCCCGAGGACGAGGAGGCCGAGUACGCCUGGCUGCCGCUGGACUGCAUCAAGCCCUUCAAGGUGGGCGACGUCAGCGGCAACGGCGGCGACGCCACCGCGCCCAUCGACGCCAACCUCAAAACCUCCAUCGCCCACGCCGAGGCGGCCAUGCGCACCGCGGACGGCGGCGGCGUCGCCGCCGCCGCUGCAGCUGCCGGCGGCGGCGCCGCUGGCCUUGACGGCAUCGUGCCCAAGCUGGAGACGGAUGAGGAGCUGCUGGGCAACGGGUCGCGGGGCCUGGGCGGGGAGGAUGACUUCCAGUCCGACUCGGACGGCGGCUGGGGAGCGCCCGUCACCUUCCAGGCGGCGGCGGCGGUGCGCGGCUUCCGUGGGCGCGGUCGGGGCCGUGGGCGGGGCGGCCGCCGCGGCCGCGGCGGGCGGCGUGGGCGCGGCCGGCGCGGCAUCAUGGCCAGGGGCAGCGACGAGGAGGAUGAGAUGAUGGACGACCUGGACGCCGGCCUCAUGGGGCCGCCUGGGGCCGCUGGCGUGGGGCCGGGCGGGCUGAUGGACCCCUACGGCCUGGCGGGCGGCGCCGGCGGCGCAGGCGGGCUGGCGGCGCCCGCCGCGCCCAAGUCCAUCGUGGAGGCCAUCUACGGCUGGCGAUACCCGCUGAGCGAGGAGCAGAAGACGCAGGAGCGCGACCGGCAGCGGCAGCUGGAGCAGGAGCGGCACCGCAUCCUGGACCGCCUGCGCAAGGCCGGAGGCAACAACGCCGAGGCAGUGGCGGAGGCGGUGGCGGAGGCCGCAGCCGUGGCCGCCUCGGCGGCGGCCGCCAGCAAGGCCGCGGCGGCGGCGGCUGCCGCCGCGGGCGGCGCUGCCGGCCGCGACCGCGCCGCCACUGACGAGGCGGACGCCGCCGCCGCGCUGCUGGGGUUUGGUGGCGACGACGCCGAGGCGGCGGCGGCGGCGGCGGGCCCAGGCGCGCCCAUUGUGGGCCUGGACGGCGCUAGCGUCGCUGCGGGCCUGGACCCUGCGGCGGCCGCUGCGCUGGACCGGGAGCCGGAGUACCUGGUGAAGUGGGCGCACCGCAGCCACAUCCACAACGAGUGGAUCAAGGAGAGUGUGCUGAUGGGCCUGGCGCGGCGCAAGCUGCUCAACUUCAAGAAGCGCAACGGCGACAAGCCCUGCAACAGCGUGGACGAGCGCUGGACCAAGCCGGAGCGGUUCGUGUCGCGGCGGCCGUCGCCCACCGGGCCGGGCUGGGAGGUGCUCAUCAAGUGGACGGCGCUGGGCUAUGAGCAGGCCACCUGGGAGGCCGAGGGCACCAAGCUGCUGCUGCAGCCCGAGUACGUGGCGCUGCACACCGCCAUGUGGGCGCGCUGCAAGCGGGCGCUGUGGAAGGCGUCCCGCGCCGCGUCCGAUGCCGCCGCCGAGGCGCGCGCCGCCGCCACCGCCCUUGCCGAGUACGACGAGCAGCCCAGCUGGGUGACCGGCGGCGAGCUGCAGCCCCACCAGCUGGCGGCCGUGAACUGGCUGCGGCGCAUGUGGGCGGCGGGCAAGCACGCCAUCCUGGCGGACGACAUGGGGCUGGGCAAGACAGCCACCGUCAUCACCUUCCUGCAGAGCCUUAUUCACGAGUUCAAGGUGACGGGGCCGCUGCUGGUGGUGGUGCCGCAAUCCAUGCUGGAGUUCUGGGAGGGCGACUGGCAGUUCUGGGCCGCAGCCCCCGCCGGCCCCGACCCCGCAGCCCAGCCCCACGGCAGCAGGGACGCCUCCGCGGCCGCCGCCGCCUCCGCUGCCGCCGCCGCCGCCGGCAUCAACAUGGUGCUGUACACGGGCAACAGCGCGGCGCGGGCGCUGGUGGCGGAUCAGGAGCUGUGGCUGGCGCCGGCCUCGCUGGACCGCAAGGGCAGCGUGGGCCGCGGCCGGGAGGACUGCCCCAGCAAGGUGGCCAAGGCGGAUGUGGUGAUUGCGGGCUACGAGAGCGUCAUGAACGACCUGCAGGCGCUCAAGGUGCUGCCGUGGGAGGCCAUCGUGGUGGACCUGCGCCAGCGCGGCCGCGGCGUCACCGGCCGCGCCAGCGGCGCCCUCUCCGAGCUGGGCGGCCGCCACCGCGUGCUGCUCAUGGGCUCCAACCCCGCGGCCGCGCCCGCGGACGAGGUGGUGGGCUUCGCGCAGCUCAUCCGCCCCGACCUGCAGCCCUACGACCCAGACGACUACGCGCCCGCGCCGCCCACCGAGCCGCAGCGCGCGCGGCUGGCGGAGGCGCUGGAGUCGCGCUGCUGCCGCCGCAUCGGGCGCGACGUGGUGCGCAACGUGACGGCGCGGCGCGAGGUGCAGAUUCCUGUGGACCUGGCUGAGGCUCAGGCUGAGGCCUACCGGGCGCUGCUGGUGCGCAGCUACGAGGUGCUGGCCGACCCGCGCCCGCCCCGACACGGCGGCCACAGGGCGGCGCUGCUCAAACAGAUCUGCAACGAGCUGCGCAAGGUGUGCCACCACCCGCACCUCAUCGACGACGUGAAGGCGGAGCUGGCGCAGCAGGCGAGCGCGGAGCCCGCAGCCGGCGACGCCGCCGCCGCCGCCCCGGCCUCCGCCGACGCGCAGGCGGACGCCGCAAACGCCUCUUCCGCUUCUGCAGCUGGCGGCGACGCGGCUGCCGCCGCCGCUGCUGCUGCUGGUGCGCCUGCGGCGCCUGGCGUGGGGCUGGCGGCGCUGCUGGGCGCCUCCAACAAGCUGGUGGUGCUGGACCGCAUGCUGCGCCAGCUGGCGGCCAGGGGCCAGCGCGUCAUUGUGCUGUCGCAGUCGGCCAAGACCCUGGACGUGCUGGAGCAGUACGCCAGCCGCGCCUUUGGCCCCGGCGCCGCCGUGCGCAUCGACUCCUCCACGCCCUCCGCCGCCCGUCACGCCACCAUCGCCGCCUUCAACGCGGCGGUGUCGCGCGCCGACGCCGCCAACGGCCCUGCCGCCGACGCCGCGCCCUUCCUGGUGCUCAUGACCACUCGCUCCUUCGGGCUGGGCACCAACCUGCCGGCCGUCAGCGCCGCCGUCAUCUUUGACAGCGACUGGCACCCGCGCCUGGACAUGCAGGCCCUGCGGCGCGCCUACCGCCUGGGCGAGUCGGGCCGCCUGGCCGUGUACCGCCUGUAUGCGCGCGGCACGGUGGAGGAGCGGCUGCUGACGCUGGCGGAGCGCCGCCAUGCCGGCCGCGGCCUGGAGGUGGUGUUCCAGGGGCCGGGGGCCGGCACCGGCGGCGUGGGGCGAGGCAGCGGCGCCAAGGUGCUGGAGGAGGCGCUCAAGUGGGGCGCCGCGCACCUGUUCCGCGGGGGGACCGCGGGCGGCGCAGACGCCGACAUGAUGGAGGCGGCGGACGCCGCGGGCGGCGGCAGGCGGCGGCAGGAGCGCGGCACCUACAGCGAGGAGCAGGUUCGCGCCAUCCUGGACGUCGGCCACGCCGCCUGCUGCGCCGACCCCGCCGCCGCGGCCGCCGACCCGGCAGCGGCGGCGCUGGCCGCCGCCGCGGACGCGGCGGCCGCCGACGGCGGCGCCGCAGGCGCCGCCAGCCCAGGCGGCGGAGCCGCCGGGCCCGGCCCGGGCGUGUCUCUGGGCCCGGGCUUGGAGCUUGUGACGCUGCGCAGCUGGGGGGAUGUGGACAAGCGGGUGGAGGACGACGUUCCCUCGCCCAGCGACGAGGCCGAGGACGAUUUGCUGGCCGAUGAGAAGGCCGACGACGUGGACGGCGCCGGCGACGACGACGCGCACGCGGACGGCUACGGCGACGGCGCGUCGGCGUUUGCCGGCGCGGCGGGGGGCGGCGCGGGCACGCCGGGCGGCAGCAUGGCCAACGCGGCGUUCUGGGGCGGGCUGCUGCGGGAGCGGUACGAGUCGCAGCGCAAGGAGGAGGAGGCGGCGCACGAGCUGGACGCGGCGCAGGGCGGCGGCGGGGGGCGGCGCGGCGGCGGCGGCGGCGCCGACCUGGACCGCGACGACCUGUUGCUUGCGGACGAGCCGGGCGACCUGGGCGGCGACCUUGACGACGAGGCGGACGACGAGACCUACAAGCCCAGCCGGGGCCCGGGGUCCAUGAGCCUGGCGCCGCAGGACAGCUACGACGAGGGCGGCGGCGGGGGCGGCGCGGGAGGCGGCGGAGGCGGAGGCAGGGGCCGCGGCCGCGGCCGGCGCGGGCGCGGCGGGUUCGGUGUGGGGCGCGGCGGGCGCGGGAGAGGGCGCGGCCGCAACCGGGUGGACCAUGACGCGGACGACGGCGGCUACGGCGCCGCCGGGGACCGCGCCGGCGGCGCCGCCGGCAACUACAUGGCCAUGGACGACCGGCCCUUCAAGCGGCGGCGGCGCGGCCCGGGCGCCGGCGGCAGCGUCAGCGCCGACGACGGCGGCGGCGCAGCCGCCGGCGGCGGCGCCGGCGGCGCCGUGGGCAGCGACGCCACGGCGCCGGCGCGGGUGCGUGAGGUUCUGCUGCGCGAGGUGGGGCGCAUGGAGGCCGUGAAGCGGGCCAUUGGCGACGCCGCCAGCCCCGAGUACGCGGUGGCGCAGCGCAGCUACGCGCGGCUGAAGGAGGUGGCGGCGGAGCUGGAGCUGCCGCCCGGCGGCGCGGCGGCGGCGGAGGCGGCGGCGGCCAUCAGCGACAUGGCCUGCCAGGUGGCCGACAUCCUGGUCAUGAUGCGGCAGGAGGACGAGCCGCCCUCCGACUUCCAGGACUACACGCUGGUGGCCAUCAUCGCAGUGGCGGCGCACCUGGUCAAGGUGGGCAUGGGUGAGGACUACGGCCUCAGGCGGCUGGGCGAGCGCUACGGACACGACCUGUCGGCGCUGGACCAGGUGUUCUGGCACAUCCUGACUCGCCUCAGCUACUACCGCGAGCUGCACGUCAAGAGCAGCACCCACCUGGCCACCGACAUCACCCUCACAGCAGACGAGUACGCGGCGCUCAUGUCCGCAACAGGCGGCGCAGGCGGCGCAGCCGUCGCCGCGCGCAUCGGCGCCGCCGCAGGCGGCGCCAGCGCCGGCGGAGCCGGCGCGGGCGCGGGCGCGCGCGGCACGGAGGGCGGCGGCGGGGCGGCGGGCGGCGCGGGCGCGCCUGCUGCUGCUGCUGCGGCGGCGGCGGCGGCUGCGACGCAGGUGGUGAGCGAGGUGGAUUCGUUCUCGUCGCGCCUCAGCGCCAUCCUGCAGUCGGACGUCACCAACCAGCUGGUGUACGCGCAGGUGGCGGCUGAGAACAUCCCGCUGGGGCCGCUGGGCACCCUGAUGCCGCUGCUGCAGAUGGCGGGCGUGCUGAACGACCCCAACAUGAAGACGGUGCUCAAGAGCACGCGCGAGUGCCAGGAGAACCUGGUGGUGCUGGACCGCACACACAGCAUCAAGGUCCAGCAGAUCCAGAAGGAGUACCAGGACUUCAUGGAGAAGGUGCGCGCCAAGGCGCAGACCGCCAUCGACACCGCCAACCGCGACUACCAGAACGCCAAGGCCGUGCUCACGCAGCGCAUGAACCUGUACAUCGAGUACCUGCAGAGCCAGGUGCCGCUGCAGCGGCUGGGCGAGGUGGCGCAGGCGCUGCAGCGCUCGGCGCAGCAGGCCCAGGCCACGUCCGCGCAGCAGCAGCAGGCCGCCGCGGCCGUGGCGGCGGUGGCAGCCGCCGCGGCGGGCGCCAGCGCGGGCGGCCACGCGGCGGCGGCCAGCCAGCACGCCGCGCUGGCGGCGGCGGCGGCCGCCGCAGCGGGCCUGACGCCGGAGAUGCAGGCGGCGGCGGAGAAGGCUUUGUCGUCGACGGCGGGCGCGUCGCCUGUGGGCGUGGACCCGACCACGGCUCUGGCGGCAAUUGCGGCGGCCAUGCAGGGCGCGGCGGCGGCGGGCAACGGCACCGCCACCACCGCGGCCGCGGCGGCGGCGGGGCUGCUCGGCCUGGGGCCGCUGGGCGCGCUCGACGUGAGCAGCACCUCAGCGGCGGGGGCGGGAGCGGGAGGGGCGGCGGCAGGGGCGGCGGCGGGUGCGCAGGCCGCGGGCGGUGACGCGGUGAUGACGGACGCCAACCCCUCGGCCGCCGCCGCCGCCAGCCAGUCCCCGGCGCACGGCGCAGGCCAGCACCCGGCCGCGUCGGGCGCUGGGGCUGGGCAACAGCAGGCCGCAGGCACCACCAGCCCCACCGGCGGCGCGGCAGCGCCGCCGGCCUCGGCCGCCGCUGCCGCCUCCGCGGCGGCGGCGGCGCACGCCGCUGACACGCGCGCCGCCGCCGCCGCCCUGGCGGCGGCCAUUGCCGCCAGCCCGCUGGCGACGCUGGAGCAGCUGCUGACGGCGCUGGCGACCAAGCAGCUGGCCAUGGAGCAGAUCCCCGAGCCCUACCGCUCGCAGCUGCUGACGCUGACGGGCGGGCGGCCCAUCGUGCCCUACCUGGAGCAGCUGGUGGCGGCGGGCCAGGCCAGCACCAUCCCCGCCCUGGCUGCGGCGCUGGCGGCCAACACCGCCGUCACCGGCACCGCGGCGGCGGCGGCCGGGUACCGCGGCUCGGCGCCGGGCACGGCGCCAGCGGCCGCUGCCGCGGCCGCCCCUGCAGGUCCGGCCGCUGCGGCUGCAGCACCGGCUGCGCCGGCAGCGGCGGCGCCGGCUGCGGCCCCCACCGCCGCCGUGACGGCGCCGACGUCCAACGGCCCGCACGCGGCGACGCCGGCGCACCCGCCGACAGCCUCUGCCCCUGCGCCCGCGGCGGCAGCCGCUGCCGUCGCCGGCAAGUCGGGCUCACCAACAGCCCCCGGCCAGCACGCAGCAGCACACCCAGUGGCGGCGGCGGCGGCAAACGCCGCCGCAUCGGGCCUCCCGUCAGGGGCCAUGCUGGUGCAGUCACAGCCCGUGGCCCGCCGCUCCCUCAGUGGCGGCAGCGCCAAGGCACCGGCCGCUGCCGGUGGCGCUCCGUCCGUGUCAUCUGCACCCGGUGCCACCUCGGCCGCCGCCGCCAAGCACCCGCACCCACACCCGCACCCGCAGCACCCCGCCGUCACACCCCAGCCCGCGGCGCACGCCGCUCCCGCUGCCGACGCGUCCGCGGCGGCCGCCGCGCACCCGGCUGCAGGGCCCACGCCCGCUGGCGCCGCGGCUGGCGCCGCGCCCGCCGCCUCCCCCGCAUCCGCGGCCGCCCAGGCCACCGGCGCAGCCGGCACUGCUGCUGCCGCCGCCGCCGCGCCCUCCGGCUCCUACCCCGCCGGCGUGCCUGUGUCCACUGCUUCGUCCUACCAGCACCUAAUGGUCCAGCAGUCGCACGUGAUGCAGCGCGCCAGCGGGCCGCCGCCGCCCGGCAUGCCCGGCGUGCCCCGCCAGGCGUCCAUGCCCACGCCCACCCAGCCGGGCUCGGGGCACAGCGCCGGCGGCGGCGGCGGCGGCCACGGCAGCUCGCCGCACCCGCAGCACGCGCCGCCGGCGGGCGCCGCCAUGGCGCCGGCUGCCACCGGCGGGUCCGGGGCGUCACACGCCGACGCGCACCUGCACGCGGCGCAGCAGGGGCAGCUGCAGCAGCAGCCGUCGGGCGCAGGCGCGGGCGCCGCACUUGCGGGCGCGCGCAGUGCCUCGCCGCCUGCGCCGGACCACACCGCAGCACCGCAGCAGCACCGCAGCGUCUCGCCGCCGGCGGCGGGCGCUGACCCCGCGGCAGCGGCUGCGCAGCAGCAGCACGCGGCGGCGGUCGCGGCGGCUGCGGCGGCGGCCGCUGCGGCGGCUGUGAAGGCUGGCAGCCGCAGUACAAGCCCUGUGCCUGCUGGGCAUGCGCCGACUGCGGCGCCGAGCGCAGCCGCCGCCGCGGCCCAGCACCACCACCACCACCACCCGUACGCCCGCGCGUCCUCACCGGUAGCGGCCCACCUGGCAGCCCCGGCCGUGCAGCAUCGGGAGCUGGCACCGCAGGCGCAGCACGCACACGCGGCCGCCGCUACGGCGCCCGAGCCGGCGCAGGUUGUGGGGCAUGCGGCGCCGGCUCCCGCGCCCGCACACCCACAGGAGGCGGCUGCGCCGGUGCCGGAGGCGGUGCCCGCGCCCGUCCAUGUGGUGGAGGCGGUGCCGGCCGCUUACGGCGCCACGGACACACACAUGCAGGACGUCCACCCGCACCAUGCCCCUGCUCUCCAUCAAGAGCCCGCAGCCCAUGCAGAGCCGCCGGCGGAGCCGCAGCAGCCGCUCCAGCAGCCCGCCGCAGCAGAGGCGGCACCGGCAGCAGCUCAUGUGGGCGUGGACGCUGCGCAGGCGAUGCCGGUGCUGCAGCCGGAGGCGGCAGUAGGGAUGUCUGCACCGGCGCCGGAGCAAGUUGGGCUGGAGGGACUGGCGGCGCUUCCUGGCGCGGACGCGAUGGCGAUGGCGAUGAUGCAGGCCGCCUAUGAGCAGGCGGCGGCCGCCGCGCAUCAGCAGCAGGCGGCGCUGGAGGCGGCGCAGCAGCAGGUGGCGGCUGCGGAGGCGCACCUGCACAUGCAGCAGCAACAGCAGGACCACGUCGGGCAGGAGCAGGCGGCGGGCGUGGAGGCGGCGGCGGCGGCGGAGCCGCAAGCGACGGCCGCGCACGACGCGGUGGCGCCGUCAAUGCAGCAGCCGGGCGCCGCCGCAGAGGCGGCGGCUGCUCAGCAGCAUGCGGCGGCAGCAACUGAGCCGCCAGCACCGGUGGAGCCCACCGUGGACGCCGAGGCAGCAGCAGCCGCUGCAGCAGCAGCAGCAGCGCUCUACGCGCAGCAACAGCAGCAUGCAUAUGAGCAGGCGGCGGCAGCCGCCGCCGCAGCUGCUGCAGCAGCCGCGGCCUCUGCCGCAGGGACAGCGCCGGCGCAGGACGCAAGCGCUGUGGCACCUGCGCCCGCGCCAGAACAGCAGCAGCACGCGGCGACCGCUGCUCAGCCGGCCACGGAUGAGCAGCAGGCGGCCGCUGCGGCGGCGGCUGCGAUGGACCCUGCGGCGCUAGCCGCUGCUGCGGCGGCCGCGGCGGCGGCUGGGCUGCAGCUGCCCGCGGACAUGCAGGCGGCGGCGGCGAAGGCGCUGGCGGACGCGGCGGCGGCCUCGCAGUCAGCGGCGGCGACGGGCGCGGCCGGCGACGCGGCGGUAGCGGCGGCCGUGGCGCAGAUGGACCCGCAGCAGCUGCAGCAGUACCAGCAGCUGCAGCACGAGUACGAGCAGCAGUACCUGGCGGCGCAGCAGGCGGCGGCGGCGGCGGCCGCCGCCGCGGCGGCAGCCGCCGUCGGCGCGCCGCCGGCAGCGGACUUGGCCGCGGCGGGCGCGGCGCCGGCUGCUGGCGGCACUGCAGCUGACGCCUCAGCAGCGGCGGCGGCGCAGCAGCAGCAGCAGCUGUACCAGCAGCAACAGCAGCAGUACGCGGCGCAGUACGCCGCGGCAAUGGCGGCGGCCGCCGCCAACCCCGCCACUGCGGCCCACCAGGCGGCAGCGGUGCCGUACGGGUAUGACCCGGCGGCGUACGCGGCGGCAGCGGCGGCCGCCGCUGGCCAGGGCUACGGCGCCGCCGCCGGUUACGGCGCACCCGCAGCCAUGAUGGCGGCGCAUCACCCGUACGGCACACAGCCGGCGGCGGCGGCGGCCUACCCGUCGGCGGCGUACGGCGCGGCGGCGGCGGGCGGCGACGCCGCGGCGCUGAUGGCGGCGUACCAGUGGCAGCAGCAGCAGGCGGCCGCGGCGGCGGCGGCGGCUGGCCAGGCGGGUGGCGUGGAUGCAGCGGCUUGGGCCGCGUGGGCGGCGCAGCAGGCGGCGGCGCAACAGGGCCAGCCGCCGGCGGCGCAACCGCCCGCCUGAAGCUGGCAACACAGCGCGUUAUGAGGAGAUGGCAGGAGGCGGCUCGAUGGGUCGGCAUUGAUAGUUAGGGUAUGGGUUACGUGCUUUACUCCGAGGAAUGUUGGAAAUAACUCCAAUGACCGGGCCGCAUGGAACCGGCGUAUGUGAGCAAGCCCGCUACGGCAGUGGUUGUGGCCGACCUCCAAAUGAGCCUCGCUGACGCGGCCGAAGCCGUGGGCUGAGUGGAGUGCCGCACUAGGCAAAUUAGCAAAGUAAGCGCAACUGAAUGCGUGUGGGGUAUGUGGCUGGUUAAUGAUGCGGCGGGCCAAUGUGCCUGCUUGACUUUGGGAUAGCCUGCGCGUUUGUGUGUUACCGUAGUACUGUUGACGCGGCCUGGAGACGUGGGGCGGUGGCCAGUAGCCGGCUGGGGGCGCGAUGCCGUCGUACUGGGGUUGGACGUGACACUGGGCGACUAGCGUGUGUGCAUACGGUAUUCGGCUCUGUGCGUGUGUGUUGUUUGGUACGGCAUCAUCAGUGCAUGCGUGUGGACUGACUUGGGCGCUACUGGUGAUAAGGACAUGAAGGGGCAGACACGGCACGCCCCAUUACUGGCACUCAGCCUGUGGAGCGGUGCACGUGACUUCAAGAGGCAAUGCGCAAACCCCAUUCAAUGCUCUUACACGGCGAGGGAGGCAGUCGGGAGGUGCGCCCCCCCCCCCCCCCCCAAACUGCCAGCGCGCCAUGCAACCCGUUUCCAGCGUUG